This is a messenger RNA of Prorocentrum cordatum, 498 nucleotides long. Lineage: Eukaryota; Dinophyceae; Prorocentrales; Prorocentraceae. The record is from the annotation of a GenBank genome assembly.
AUGCGGGGGAGCACGAUCGAGAAGGUCGUGCGAGUUUUGUGGCCCAGCGCGACGCUCUUCCCCUGGCUGUUCAGGAGCGCGUUCGACGUGAUGAGGGCCAGAGAGCACCGGCCCGACUGGGAGUCUGACGUGGCGCGGGCGCUCAACGAGCUCGGUGGCUACCAGGACACUCUCGCCAGUGAGCCUGUCGGUGGUGGCACCGACGGCGCCUCGCCGGCGCAAUUCAGGCCUCUUGUGCACGACCUCGGGCUGUCGCACGUUCGUGAGUGCGUUGCCCGGUGGGGUCAGCCUCCCGCCGACCUCACCUGCCGGGGGGCCUUUCGAGAGCUCCAGGCGUCCCACAGCUAUCAGGGGUCCCCUGUCUCUGUGGCCCUUCUGAACCUUGACCUUCUCAGCCUUCCUGCUGCUGGGAUGCCCCAGGACCUGGGGGGUCUGGUCGAGAAUGACCGCGAUGAAGUUCAGAAGUUCGUUGAAGACUACCUCUUGCCAAAGGAUCAG